UGUCAACUGUCGUUAGUUGUCAAAAUAGUGUAUCAAAACGAAAAUUGUUUAAAAUUAUAAAUAUGUUGUAUUUAGAAGAUUAUUUGGAAAUGAUCGAACAUUUACCUCAAGAAUUACGAGAUAGAUUUACAGAUAUGCGUGAAAUGGAUUUAACGAUACACAAUAAUAUGGAUGAAUUAGAGAAAAGAGUUAAAAAUUUCUUCAACGAAUGUAAAAAAUACCCCAACGAUUUACCGCAAGCAGUAGACGCGGAGUUUCAAGCUAUACGAAAGGAAUAUUAUAAAACUUUGGAAGAAGCCGAUGAGAAAGUACAUCUAGCGAGUCAAAUGUAUGAUUUAGUGGACAAAUAUUUACGCCGAUUAGAUUCGGAAUUGCACAAAUUCAAAUGCGAAUUAGAAGCCGAUAAUAAAGGUAUAACGGAAGUUUUAGAAAAGAGAUCGUUGGAAUUGGAUACCCCGAACAGUUCGCCGAGCAUAUCGUCAUUUCAACAAAAAGAAAACCGAUACGACAGCUCUUACAGAUAUUCCAGACCGCGGGCCGAAAAACGCCGAGACAGCAACAACGUGGCCGUACCAGCACAAUUGGCUGAAAAACGACAAGCGGUUACACCGGCGGUACCACUAAUCGAACCCAGACAACCAACUAAUCAAGUUCAAACCCCCACGACCACCCCGGCGAUACAGUAUGGAUUGGGACACACUUUGGGAGCCGGUCCGGCGAUAGCGGCGGCCGCUUCGCAAGCGAUAGCCGCUACCCAACAGAUGCAGCAGGGUAGGAGGACGGCGAGUUUGAAGGCUUCCUACGAGGCCAUCAAUACCGGCGGGCACGGUCACGAGUUCGGUAUAGGGAGGGAGUUGGCGGGGGCGGCUCAGACCGCCAUUCAAGCCAUACAACAGGAUCACGUCAAUAAUAAAAAGAAGCACAAGAAAUGGAGCGCGGGUGGUACCUCUUCGGGUUCGUCGUCGGCUAGCACGGUACCAGCGGCGGUGGCGGCGGUACCGACGCCGGAAUCGCCCAACGUCGAUUCGAAUUCCCAGAACGCCGACGUCGCCGACGGGGAGUGGAGCUACGAUCCCAACGAGCCGAGGUACUGUCUCUGCAAUCAAGUCUCCUACGGCGAUAUGGUGGCCUGCGAUAACCAGGACUGCCCAUCGGAAUGGUUCCAUUAUCCUUGCGUCGGGAUAACGGCGCCUCCGAAAGGCAAAUGGUAUUGUCCUCAGUGUACGGCCUCGAUGAAACGGCGCGGCGGCAGGAAGAAUUAGAAUAACUAUUUUUUGUUUUUCCGGUUAUUAAAUGUGGUUUCGAACGUAAUUUUGAUUCACUUAUGAAUUUUUCUCAUCUUUUUCCGUUUGUUACCUCUUAUUUAAACAUCCUACCCCUUAUUUACACCUUUGCACCCAUUUUUUCGAAUAUUAAAAGUGGUUUCGAACGUA
Molecule: messenger RNA, 1433 nt
Organism: Diorhabda sublineata
Lineage: Eukaryota; Metazoa; Arthropoda; Insecta; Coleoptera; Chrysomelidae
Product: inhibitor of growth protein 3-like
Exons: 8
Coding region: 63-1262 (399 amino acids)
Biological process (GO): regulation of DNA-templated transcription
Cellular component (GO): NuA4 histone acetyltransferase complex
Source: RefSeq, a predicted model, not a curated record